Messenger RNA from Cajanus cajan (pigeon pea), 1308 nucleotides. RefSeq names its product diacylglycerol acyltransferase (gene DGAT3). The record is from RefSeq and is a predicted model, not a curated record. NCBI's taxonomy places the organism in Eukaryota, Viridiplantae, Streptophyta, Magnoliopsida, Fabales, Fabaceae.
UAGAGAGGCAAAGAGCAAUAGUCGUUUGGAUAAGAAGGCACCAAAAGAAAGCAAAAGAAGGAAAACAGAGUAGUUUGCAUUGCCGCCGUCGCCUUCGCCGUCGCAAAUGGAGGUCUCCGGCACCGUUCUCCGUCAGGUCACCUACGUGUCCGGCGCUGGGAGCCACACGCGCUCACGUGGCGGUGCUCCUCGAUUCCGGGUGAGAAUGGGAACGGGUUCUGGCUUCUGCGACGAGGGGCAUUUGAAGUAUUACCAGGACACCAACAACAAGGUUCUCACCCCAAAGAAGAAGAUCAAAUUACUCAAGGGUUUCUCAAAAUUGGGUCUUUCCUCCGAUCCUGAAAAACUUGCCAUGUUCUAUGAUCUUCAACGAAACCUCACCGAGGAUGUUGGCGAGGUAUUACUAAGAGAGUUGGAAGAAGCAAGAGCAAAGGAGAAGGAGAUGAAGAAAAAAAGGAAACAAGAGAAAAAAGCCAAACUCAGAGCCUCCAAGAUGAAUUGUGAAUCUUCUUCAUCUUCAUCGUCGGAAUCAAGUGACAGUGAUUGUGAUUGUAAUCAAGUGGUUGACAUGAACAGCAUUAGAGCUGGUGUUGGUGUUGUUGCCCCUGCACCUGUGGAUGAAUCCCCAUUGCCUGAGAGCUCCAUUGUUGAGGAUGCGAGUGUGAAUCGUGGUGCCUUGGAAUUGUGUUCUAAGAAUGAUGUCUCUGUUAGCAGCUUUAAAGAUGGUAUUAAGAACGAGAGUGCUGUUGUUGCCACUGCUCCUCAGAAGAGGAUUGAGGUCUGCAUGGGCGGCAAGUGCAAAAGAUCAGGGGCUGCUGCAUUGUUACAAGAGUUUGAGAGGGUGGUGGGUGUUGAAGGUGGUGCUGUUGUUGCAUGCAAGUGCAUGGGAAAGUGCAAAACUGCUCCUAAUGUGAGAGUUCAGAGUUCUGUUGAUCAUAGGCUUGCUCAGGGACUCGAUGAUUCUGUUAAGAUUCCUGCUAACCCUCUCUGCAUAGGGGUUGGCUUGGAGGAUGUGGAUGCUAUUGUGGCUAGAUUUUUGGGGGAGGAACACACAGAUGUAGGUUGGGCAGGUGCAGCAGCUACUUGAACAGAUGCUAUGGAGAUGGCUAGUGUGCUAUUUGUAAUUGUAUAUACAUAGCCAGUAGCAUGGAGCAAACCGUAUUGUCAGUGGCUUUUCUGAAUUGCUCUUGUUGUGUAUAAAUUAGCCAUUAUGUAAUCUCAUUUCCUUGUUUAUAAGGAAUGUCAUUCGAUUGUUUCACUUUUAUAAAAUACUUCUGCGGCAAUUAGCCGUUGCCACUUUGCCAUUAA